CCCCCAACAGCAACUCAGACUCUGGGAGUAGCAUGGCAGUAAACUACGAUGCCCUUGAUAUCGUUGGGCCAGAAGACCUGCAGGAGUUGUCACCCUUGCCUGGAAGAAGCCCUUUGCAGAGCUGUGAAAGAGCCCAAGCUGCAGAUGAACUCCAGAAUGCGUCUCUUCAGAACAUGGAGGAGAUGACAAGAUGGGAACCCAGCUCCCCAGGGGUCUGCAAGGAGGUAGAAACUUGCAGCGGCCCUCAAAGGAACCAACACACAGCUGCUUCCCCCAAAGGCAACUCGGAAACUGGGAGUUGCACGUCAGGAGAAUAUGAUGUUGUUGUCAUCGGUGGGGAAGAAGACCUGCAGGAGUUGUCACCCUUGCCUGGAAGAAGCCCUUUGCAGAGCUGUGAAAGAGCCCAAGCUGCAGAUGAACUCCAGAAUGCGUCUCUUCAGAACAUGGAGGAGAUGACAAGAUGGGAACCCAGCUCCCCAGAGGCCUGCAAGGAGGUAGAAACUUGCAGCGGCCCUCAAAGGAACCAACACACAGCUGCUUCCCCCAAAGGCAACUCGGAAACUGGGAGUUGCACGUCAGGAGAAUAUGAUGUUGUUGUCAUCGGUGGGGAAGAAGACCUGCAGGAGUUGUCACCCUUGCCUGAAAGAAGCCCUUUGCAGAGCUGUGAAAGAGCCCAAGCUGCAGAUGAACUCCAGAAUGCGUCUCUUCAGAACAUGGAGGAGAUGCCAAGAUGGAACCCCAGCUCCCCAGGGGCCUGCAAAAAGGUAGAAGCUUGCAGCGGGCCUCAAAGGUACCAACACACAGCUACAUCCUCCAGUUUGCUCAGAGGUUACCCAAAGGACUGCGAACCAGCAGAACACAGCUUCUGCUUGCCAUCCCAGACAACGUUCUCCACAAAAUCCGAACCAGAGACUAUCAGAAGUGCUGCACUAGAGAUGUUGACCACUGCUGCAUUGAAGAAGGGGCCAAAAGAAGUGUUGGAAAGGGAAUCCGAAGGCAACUCGGAAACCGGGAGUUGCACAUCAGGAGAAUAUGAUGUUGUUUCCAUCGGUGGGCAAGAAGACCUGCAGGAGUUGUCACCCUUGCCUGAAAGAAGCCCUUUGCAGAGCUGCGAAAGAGCCCAAGCUGCAGAUGAACUCCAGAAUGCGUCUCUUCAGAACAUGGAGGAGAUGCUAGGAUGGAACCCCAGCUCCCCAGGGGACUGCAAGGAGGUAGAAACUUGCAGCGGCCCUCAAAGGUACCAACACACAGCUGCUUCCCCCAACAGCAACUCAGACUCUGGGAGUUGCACGUCAGGAGAACAUGAUGUUGUUGUCAUCGGUGGGCAAGAAGACCUGCAGGAGUUGUCACCCUUGCCUGAAAGAAGCCCUUUGCAGACAUGUGAAAGAGCCCAACCUGCAGAUGAACUCCAGAGUGUGUCUCUUCAGAACAUGGAGGAGAUGCCAAGAUGGGAGCCCAGCUCCCCAGGGGACUGCAAGGAGAUAGAAACUUGCUGUGGCCCUCAAAGGUACCAACACACAGCUGCUUCCCCCAACAGCAACUCAGACUCUGGGAGUAGCAUGGCAGUAAACUACGAUGCCCUUGAUAUCGUUGGGCAAGAAGACCUGCAGGAGUUGUCACCCUUGCCUGAAAGAAGCCCUUUGCAGAGCUGCGAAAGAGCCCAAGCUGCAGAUGAACUCCAGAAUGCGUCUCUUCAGAACAUGGAGAUGUGGCCAAGAUGGAACCCCAGCUCCCCAGAGGCCUGCAAGGAGCUGGAAACUUGCAGCAGCCCUCAAAGGAACCAACACACAGCUGCUUCCUCCAGUUUGCUCAGAAGUUCCCCAAAGGGCUGUGAACCAGGAGAACUGAGCUUGUGCCUGCCAUCCCAGACAACGUUCUCCACAAAAUCCGAACCAGAGACUAUCAGAAGUGCUGCACUGGAGAUGUUGACUGCUGCUGCAUUGAAGAACGGGCCAAGGGAAGGGCUGGAAAGGGAAUCCGAAGGCAACUCAGAAACCGGGAGUUGCACGUCAGGAGAAUAUGAUGUUGUUGUCAUCGGUGGGCAAGAAGACCUGCAGGAGUUGUCACCCUUGCCUGAAAGAAGCCCUUUGCAGAGUUGCGAAAGAGCCCAAGCUGCAGAUGAACUCCAGAAUGCGUCUCUUCAGAACAUGGACAUGUGGCCAAGAUGGAACCCCAGGUCCACAGGGGUCUGCAAGGAGGUAGAAACUUGCAGCGGCCCUCAAAGGAACCAACACACAGCUGCUUCCCCCAAAGGCAACUCAGACUCUGGGAGUUGCACAUCAGGAGAAUAUGAUGUUGUUGUCAUCGGUGGGCAAGAAGACCUGCAGGAGUUGUCACCCUUGCCUGGAAGAAGCCCUUUGCAGAGUUGUGAAAGAGCUCAACCUGCAGAUGAACUCCAGAAUGCGUCUCUUCAGAAGAUGGAGAUGUGGCCAAGAUGGAACCCCAGCUCCCCAGGGGUCUGCAAGGAGGUAGAAACUUGCAGCAGCCCUCAAAGGAACCAACACACAGCUGCUUCCCCCAAAGGCAACUCAGACUCUGGCAGUUGCACGUCAGGAGAAUAUGAUGUUGUUGUCAUCGGUGGGCAAGAAGACCUGCAGGAGUUGUCACCCUUGCCUGGAAGAAGCCCUUUGCAGAGUUGCGAAAGAGCCCAAGCUGCAGAUGAACUCCAGAAUGCGUCUCUUCAGAAGAUGGAGAUGUGGCCAAGAUGGAACCCCAGCUCCCCAGGGGUCUGCAAGGAGGUAGAAACUUGCAGCGGCCCUCAAAGGAACCAACACACAGCUGUUUCCCCCAAAGGCAACUCAGACUCUGGGAGUAGCAUGGCAGGAAACUGCGAUCCCCUUGAUAUCGUUGGGCAAGAAGACCUGCCGGAGUUGUCACCCUUGCCUGAAAGAAGCCCUUUGCAGAGUUGCGAAAGAACCCAAGCUGCAGAUGAACUCCAGAAUGCCCAUCAGCAGCCCAAAGUGCAGCUGACACUGUCGGGAGAAGCAGGUAACACAUCUCUGCAGAUCUACAAGAAGGAGAGAGGCAGUGAUGAGCCACAGAGUCCGAUGGCAGCAGAACCCCAAAGCCCAGCUUCUUGGGACAAGGGUGUUCCCAGGGAGUGGAAAUCAGAGGAAACAGAGCCGAGGUAUGAGUGCAGCUAUUGUCACCAGUUCUUCGAGAACCAAGACCAGCUUGUGAGACAUGAGAACGCACACAAGAGGAGGCCCUUUCUGUGCACUCACUGCGGGAAAGGCUUCCCUUCUGCACAUGCCCGGACCAUCCACACACGAAUCCACACGGGGGAGAAGCCAUUCAAAUGCCCCGAGUGCGACUUUCGCUGCAGCGCGAGCACCAACCUCAACAAGCACAGGAGAACCCACAGCCGGGAGAGUCCCCACCUUUGCGUGCUGUGUGGGCAGAGCUUCUGGUUCAGCCACAGCCUCGCCGUGCACUGGCAGAUGCACAGCGGGAAGGAGACGUACACUUGCGCUGACUGCGGGCAGAUGUUCCUGCGCAAGAACUUGCUCAAUUUGCACAGGAAGUACAAGCACCAGUCGGGAGCUGUGUAACUGGGCUGUUUGGUUGAGGGGCAGCCUCUCCCUUCUCCUGGAGAGGUCAGCUCCGAGGGCACCUGCUUGGCGCAACAGACCAACCUAAGCUGAGACUGCUAUCGGCACACUUGCGUGCUGUAACUUCGGCUGCUGUUUUGAUCAGGCUCCCAAGCAAACUCUUGCGACAGCCACACCCUGACUCUGAACUAUGCUAGCUUGUCCCUUCUUGCAUCUCUCCCAGUUGCACCAGGAACCUGGGGCGGG
Podarcis raffonei (Aeolian wall lizard) is the source of this 3797-nucleotide messenger RNA. RefSeq lists its product as uncharacterized. The transcript has a single exon. The coding region runs from base 33 to 3551 and encodes 1172 amino acids. NCBI's taxonomy places the organism in Eukaryota, Metazoa, Chordata, Lepidosauria, Squamata, Lacertidae. The record is from RefSeq and is a predicted model, not a curated record.